Messenger RNA from Coffea arabica (coffee), 2011 nucleotides. RefSeq names its product protein NEN1-like. Gene Ontology annotation, molecular function: nucleic acid binding; 3'-5' exonuclease activity. The record is from RefSeq and is a predicted model, not a curated record. Lineage: Eukaryota; Viridiplantae; Streptophyta; Magnoliopsida; Gentianales; Rubiaceae.
CAUAUCCACGCUUUUCUUUUGCGUCUGCAACUCUGCAAAGCAUAGAAUCACAGCCCACCUCCUUCUCCCACAAGCUAACCCAAAAUUUCCCCCCAACCCAGAAUAUAAAUGCCUACAGAAUCCCUUUCUUCAUUUCUCUCAAAACCCUUUUCAAUUUCCAUCCCAAAACCAACCCAGAUUAGUCCCAAAUUAGCAAGUGAUUAGCGAAAUUAUUAGCAUAAUUGAAAUGAAUUUAGCAAUGGUUCCAGCCGUGGAUAAGUCGGAAAUUGCGUUCUUCGAUGUGGAAACCAGCGUUCCAACUCGGCAGGGUCAAGGGUUUGCGAUUUUGGAAUUUGGGGCGAUUUUGGUUUGCCCCAAAAAGCUAAUUGAGCUGGAGAGUUACUCGACUCUUGUUAAACCCUCUGAUUUGUCCCUCAUUUCUAAUCUUUCUGUUCGGUGUAAUGGGAUUACUAGAGAUGCCGUGAUUUCGGCUCCAACUUUUGCUGAAAUAGCUGAUAAAGUCUACGGCAUUCUCCAUGGGAGGAUAUGGGCAGGGCACAAUAUACUAAGAUUUGAUUGUGCUCGGAUUAGAGAAGCUUUCGCCGAGAUCAAUAGGCCAGCUCCGGAGCCCAAGGGAACUAUUGAUUCACUGGCAUUGUUAACACAAAGAUUUGGAAGAAGAGCUGGUGACAUGAAGAUGGCCACUCUUGCGACCUAUUUUGGAAUUGGUCAGCAAACACAUAGGAGUUUAGAUGAUGUUCGGAUGAAUCUUGAGGUUCUCAAGUAUUGUGCUACUGUUUUAUUCUUGGAGUCCAGCCUUCCUGAUAUAUUCACAGAGAAUAGUUGGGUUUCUCCAAAUGCUACUACAAGAAGUCGCAGCAAUGGGAAGGCCUCUCCUGAAGCGAUAGGCUUGGACUCAAAUGAACCAUCAUCCAGCAGUAAAGUUGAAAAUCAUCUGAGAUCAACUCCUGCAAAUCACCUGGAGGAAGCUCAUCCAAUCUUAUCUCUUGUAACUCCCGUCACAAAUAUAGAUGUCCAGGAUAUAGUUGAUCCUAACUCCAAUGGGACAGACCCCUUUGACAUGGGCUUGUUGAGGAAUGAAAUGGAGAGAGAACCCCUUCAAGUAGAGGACAGCAUGGAAGAAGAAGAAUCUGGUUCAGCCUUACAAGAAUCUUCAACAACUUCAUCUGAGGGUUCUUGCGGUCUGAUUGAUUUCCUCGAGCCUGAUGAAAUUUCUAUACCUUCUGUGUCUGUCAUUCUUGCCCCCUUCUACCGUGGGACUCGGAAGAUACAAAUAUUGCAUAAAAGUAUAGCAUUACAUGUCUGUUGUAGGCAACUGAAAGUGCGCUUUGGAAUCAGUAAGAAAUUUUUUGAUCCUGCUGGUCGCCCCCGGUUGAGUUUUGUGGUGAAUGCAUCACCAAGCCUAUGCAGAAUUUUAGAUGAAAUUGACAAGCUUGCUCAAAGGCUGUCUGUGGAUUCUGGUAGCAGCUCCGAAUGGAGGCCUUCUGUGACUAGAAAGGCUGGCUUCUGGAACUUUCCUACUGUGCGACUGCACUUACCCACCAUAGCAGAUGGUGAUGUGGUUCGUUGGGCCACAGAGAUAUACCAAAAAGAAUCUUCGACCAUACAAAGGCUUGUGUUCAGUAAAUUUGACACUGAAGAACUAGAUCCCUUAUUUACACCUGGGAAUUUUGUGGAUGCAUACUUCUCCUUGGAUGCAUAUGACUACCAGCAGAAUGCUGGCAUCCGUCUAGUGGCAAAGAAGUUGAUUCUACACCCCAACUGACAGAUGAUGACUUGAGUCAAUACUAACUUGUAAUUAUCUGACUACUGAAAAGACAUGAUUCUGUUCACCAAAUUGUGGUAGAGGAUUCUUUAACUUUUAAUUGUUUUACCAUUGUUUUCAAAUUGUAAGAUGUUAUACUGCAAUCUUUGGCAGCUUUUUAAUUUCAAAUGAUGUCAGUUGGAUCUUAUUGUUUUCAAGUUGUAAGAUGUUAUAAUGCAAUCUUUGGCAGCUUUUGAUUUCGAAUGA